Oryzias latipes (Japanese medaka) is the source of this 2192-nucleotide messenger RNA. Lineage: Eukaryota; Metazoa; Chordata; Actinopteri; Beloniformes; Adrianichthyidae. The record is from RefSeq and is a predicted model, not a curated record.
AUGUUUGCACACGACAUGCAGCCAGGCGUUCGAGUGUGUGUUUCCAACAGGAUGCUGCUGAGCCUGUUCUGCCACGGUCGCCUCGGCAGGACGCUCAAACGGCCCGGUUGCAGCUUUGGGUCUUCAGCCUGGCAGAUGAGCAGGUGGAACAACCAGGACAUCCAGAACCCCGCUCCUCCUCAGGAGAACCCGCGUGUCCUCAUCACAGAUUGGGUUUUCUUUCUGUUCUUCCCUGAGAUAACAUUCUCUCUUUUUGCAGGUGGACUCGGGCAGUUAGGUGUGGGACUUGCAGAGAUGCUGAGAAAACAAUAUGGAACAGAGAAUGUAAUCCUGUCAGACAUCAAGAAGCCACCACCUCAUGUUUCUAAUAGUGGCCCAUUUGUGUAUGCUGACGUAUUGGACUACAGACACCUCAGAGAACUGAUUGUUAAUAACCGUGUCACUUGGCUGGUCCACUAUAGCGCUCUGCUCAGCGCUGUGGGUGAGGCUAAUGUGGCUUUGGCCCGAAAGAUCAACAUCACAGGCCUGCACAACGUCCUGGACUUGGCUCUGGAGAACUGCCUUCGCCUCUUUGUCCCAAGCACCAUUGGGGCAUUUGGUCCCUCCUCUCCGCGGGACCCGGCCCCAGACCUCUGCGUGCAACGCCCUCGAACAAUUUACGGUGUGUCUAAAGUGCACGGUGAACUUAUGGGAGAGUAUCUUCACCAUAAAUAUGGCUUGGAUUUCCGUUGCCUUCGUUACCCUGGUGUGAUAUCAGUCAACACCCCUCCUGGUGGAGGAACAACAGACUAUGCAGUUCAGAUAUUCCACGACGCUCUCAGCACAGGUCACCAUGAGUGCUACCUCCGAGCCGACACCCGUCUUCCAAUGAUGCACAUCUCCGACUGCCAUCGUGCCACAGUGGAGUUCAUGCAGGCUCCCGAGUGCCAGCUUUCACUGCGCACCUACAACAUAGCUGCCAUGAGCUUCACUCCGGAGGAGGUGGCCCAGGAGAUCCGCAAGCAUCUACCUCACUUGACGGUUACCUACAACCCAGACUCUGUCCGCCAGACAAUAGCAGAUAGCUGGCCUGUGAGGUUUGACGACUCCAAUGCCAGGAGAGACUGGGGCUGGGCACCAGCCUUUGGGCUUGAAGAGCUGGUUUCAGACAUGUUGAUCUCCAUUCGAGAAAAUAAGACCAACGAGGCUUUUCCCAAAAGCUAGCAAAAACCUUUUCCUCCAAAAAGGAGCAGGCUUUUCUCCAGCCUGUAUUUAACCACAGCCUCCUUCAACUUCCACAUGCUGUCAACAUGGACUUUCAUGAAACAUAAGGACGUACCGUAAAACAUCCAAUCUUACUCACACCUGACACGUAGUGAGAUAUCACGCAUGCACACAAACUAAAACAGCUGGGUCUUCUUCAGGGAAUUAUCUACUGUCACCUCUUCUUCAUUUGUGUUGUUUUUAAUUGUUAUGGUUUAAGCACCACUUCACACAUGGCAGCUUUGCUUUAAAUGGAGCAGAACUAUUCCUAUUUCUUAAGCUUCUACUAUUUCCAAAUGUCACAGUUGCAUGGAUGGGAGCAACAACCUGUUGCAGUGUCUCUGACAGUGUCCAACACACGAUGAAUUAGUUGAACACAUGUACCACUUCAUUUCAGGAUCCGCUGGACUGACUGGAUCUCUCAACUCUGGGCAGGGGCGACACAUUUGGUAUUCCUGCCAUCUUAUAAAGCAGAUUUUUUGUAAUAUAUCCUAUGAAGUGAAAAGUACAUAUUUUAUACAUCACUACAACUUUGGUUGUUGUAUAUGAGAAUAACUCUUCAUUUAACUUGUAUUCCAUCCGUGUGACUUUUGAUAUGAAUUAUGAUAAAUAUAAAUAUAACAAAUAAAAAUAGAAAUAAAUAAAAUAGAGUUUGGAAAAUAUACAAUAUAAUGUUUAAAAUAAUGCAGUGGACACUGACAAAUAAAAAGGCUAUUUAUCCAAAAAAAAAGGCUUUUUUUUCUUUAAAAAGGAAAGUUUCUUUUUAAUGCUUUUUCUGACCAAAAAAACAAGAAGAAACAGCAGAAAAAUAAUUUUAAAUGCAAGUACCGUUAAAAAGUAGUGCAAAGUAGUACUCAAAAUGGUUUGAUGUAUUUCUGCAAGAUGAGUUAAUCUGGAAAAACUAUGUUUUUUUUUAUAAAGGGAAUAAAAAUGACUGUACGUUGUUUUCA